Messenger RNA from Suillus discolor, 177 nucleotides. RefSeq lists its product as uncharacterized. The annotation marks the transcript as partial. Lineage: Eukaryota; Fungi; Basidiomycota; Agaricomycetes; Boletales; Suillaceae. The transcript has a single exon. The record is from RefSeq and is a predicted model, not a curated record.
UCGAAAGCAGGCAGUGCCACUGGAAUGGAUGGGAUACCCUACGAAACAUGGAGGGCCCUACAUGAAAAGCACCUUGAAGCAGUUAGGAACGACAAACAAAGCUUCAAUGUAAUAAAAAUGAUGACGCACAUCUUUAAAGACAUACAACAACACGGUGUCCUGUGUGACUCUGAAUUU